AUGGGUGAAUCGAAAACCGUUGAGGAAUUGAGGGGGCUUUUGCAACAAGCCGAAGAACGGGCUAAGGCAGCGGAACAAGAACGACAGCGAGAACGACAACGCGCCGAGGCUGCGGAAAAAGGACGACAGCAAGAACAACAGCGUGCGGACAGAGAACGAGAACGCGCCGAGGUAGCAGAACAACAAACACAGCGUACAUCACUUGAUGAAUACAUCACUGCCUGCCAUUCCCUCGUUUACGCCAAAUUCACUAUUGAAACGGACCGUAGGCUGACCUCCAAGGGUCCCAUCACAAACCCGCGGGAUAAGUUGUGUCCAACCAAUCUCCGCCCGUGGUCCGACUUCCUACAGCAACAGAGCAUUGUCUUCGGCACUCUCUACGACACUUUCUCUACCGACAAACGCUGUUUCGAGACCCUGUCGUUCCUGUCUGGCCUGGGAAGCAGGAUCGCGAAGCGCAAGAUCACUGACGAGAAGGCCCUCGAGUACUUCCUGCAUAACAGCGUCGAAGAUCCCGUCAAAGCAAUCAUGGACGAGCUCAAGAAGGUGGAAGAAGUAAAGAAUGCGUUCGAUCUGGGCAACGGAAUCGUCUUCGAGAACCACCCGCAUGCGCUCAGCGAGACAGCCGCGGAGGUAAUCGAACGCAACCUCCCAUCGACACCCCCUUCCACACCGUACAACAGCAAAGUCAACCUCCAACAGCUACGGGCCGAUCAGAUUUGCGUCUACCGAAAUGAAGACGACGACGACGACGCAAGCAGCCGUUCGAUGCUCUACGUUUCCGAGUAUAAACCACCGCACAAGCUUACUGCGCCACAUCUCCGCGUCGGUCUGCGCUCGAUGAAUAUACACAAGGAAGUGGUCAGCCGUAAGAUGAUCCCCACAUCAGUUGACCCAGACGCCCGAUUUCAGUAUCACGCGGAGAGACUCACCGCAGCCGCCAUCACACAGACCUAUCACUACAUGAUCGAAGGCGGACUCGAGCACGGCCUGUUGACGACGGGCGAGGCGAUCGUCUUCCUGAAGGUUGACUGGCGCGAGCCUGGGACGCUGUUGUAUCAUCUGGCGGAGCCCUUCGCCGAGGUGGAAGCUCACCCCAAGCAUUCCCACCUCUGUACAGCAGUUGCCCAAUACUUAGCCUUCAGCCUGAUGGCCCUUGGCGCGCCUAGCGAGAGAAGGCUGCAUGGACAGGAGGAGCGGCAACGAGCCAUCGACAAGUUGAAGACGUGGAGGGAAGACUUCGAGACGACGCUACGAUCGAUUCCAGACGAAGAAAGGCAGCCACCGGACAGCUCUCCGGGCUACGAACCAAACGUCUACAAGGACGUCGACAGAUCUCCCUACUUGCUCCGGAGGAAGAGACGAGUACAGGCGAGGGACAGGCAUACAAGGGAGCAAGUGAGGAGGGAUCCAAACGAAUCCUCCGACGAGGAGCAGAGACGGGACGUGCCAGAUACACCCACUCCUACGGAACGGCGGAUGUGCGGAAAGGGCCCUCAAAGCCAGGCGGACCAGGGCAGUCAGGGAACGCGACGCAGUAGGCGAGUCCUGGCGCGUCAACCGCGAGGUGAUAGCGGAGGAGAAAGCCACUUCAAACAUACGCCAUACUGCACCCAAAAGUGCUUGUUAGGGCUUGUCGGAGGCGCUGUCCUUGACUCAGCGUGCCCGAAUAAGCUGCUCCACUGCGAGAAGCCUGCUAACAACCGCCGCUGCCGUAGACGAGAACGCGCAGAUGUUCAUCAUCCAAUCGACCAGACGGGGUUUCUGAGGCUUCUUAGGGAACAGCUAAAGCGGUCCUUGGACCGUGGGAUCGUGCCCUUGCGACAGAAUGGUGCUCGAGGAAUCUUGUUCAAAGUGAGCUUGCUCGCGUAUGGCUACACCUUUGUCAGCAAAGGCACAGUAGAGGCAUUCAUCAGUGACCUUCAGCACGAGGCAGAGAUUUACGAACAUUUGCGGCCCAUUCAGGGUGUGCACGUACCAAUUUUCCUCGGAUCUAUCGACAUUCGAACGAUCAACAGAAAGUAUUUCUACGACCACCGAGUGUAUGUGGUGCACAUGACAUUUCUGUCGUGGGGAGGACAGAAUCUCUGCGGAGUAGACCGCGUGGACAUUGGAGAUGAAACCCUGAUAGCGAUGGCAACGCGGUCGUUGAAUGCAGUCCAUGAUUGGGGUGUUGCCCACCAAGAUGUGCGGGAGGAAAACGUGCUGUUCAACAAGGAGGUCAAGGGGAUCAUGAUGAUCGACUUCGAAAGGGCGCAGUUUGCGAAGCCACCUCGCCGUCCACUCACGCAACUCAUACCGAACAAGCGAAGACGGACGGCACAGAUGACCAAGUGCGGCAAGCUCGCAGCCCAGUCAAGGAAUCGAGAUGAAGAUGACGGAAAAUUUUCGGCUGACAUUGAGAUGGUAGGGACAAUUUUGGGGCAGCGAUCCACUCAUUAG
This is a messenger RNA of Colletotrichum godetiae, 2442 nucleotides long. RefSeq lists its product as uncharacterized. The record is from RefSeq and is a predicted model, not a curated record. NCBI's taxonomy places the organism in Eukaryota, Fungi, Ascomycota, Sordariomycetes, Glomerellales, Glomerellaceae. The coding region runs from base 1 to 2442 and encodes 813 amino acids. The transcript has a single exon.